Messenger RNA from Eruca vesicaria subsp. sativa (arugula), 441 nucleotides. NCBI's taxonomy places the organism in Eukaryota, Viridiplantae, Streptophyta, Magnoliopsida, Brassicales, Brassicaceae. The record is from the annotation of a GenBank genome assembly.
AUGAAGCUCUCAGCUUUGCAUCAGAGCUACUUAAACCGGCGCAACAACAGCUUCAGAUCUCCAAUAGAUUCCUCCGUCGACACCUCCGGGAAGUCUCUUCUCCCCGUCUUCUGGCUCGUCCUCCACUGCCUCUGCUGCUUGAUAAGCUUACUCCUCGGCUUCAGAUUCUCCAGACUAGUCUUCUUCUUCCUCUUCACCACCAACAACCUCUACUCUACUCCCUUCCGUCCCGACUUACCUACUCUCAAGCACGAUCUGAAUCAUCAUCACAGUCAUCCCUCCUCCAACUCGACGACGGAGGUGAUCAAGAGCUCGCGCGUCGUAGUGGGGAGACACGGGAUCUUGAUCCGGCCGUGGCCGCAUCCGGAUCCCGUGGAGGUGAUGAAAGCGCAUCGGAUCAUCGAGAGGAUGUUCCUCAUACCCGUAUAUAUCGAAAAGUAG